AUGGAUAAUUUUUAUCCCCUGGAAGAACCCUUGCGGGCCUUGGGCGACUUGGUUGGUUCCUGUAAUGGGUUGGUAUGUUUGAAGAUAUUUGAUCUGGACGCUUGGGUGCAAGAUCCCAUCUACAUCUGUAAUCCCGUUACCCGAGAAUAUGUUUAUCUCCCAAAAUACAUCUACGGAGACGGAGAUUUUCACUGUGGUUGUUAUUUUGUGUGUGGAUUCGGUUACAGUUACUCAACUGAUGAGUAUAAAGUUGUUAGAAUGUACCGCAGGUCUGGUGUUUACUUGGACGUUAGUAGCAAAGUCCAAGUAUACACCCUUGGUAGCGGUCAAGGGUGGAGAGAUAAAGGAAGACUCGACCACCUUUUAUGUCGAAUUGGCCCUAGUAUUUGUGCAAAUGGAGCCCUUUACUGGUCUGGAUAUGGUAAGAUAGUGUCUUUUGAUUUAGCCAAAGAAGAGUUCAGUAUAAUUCCUUUACCACCUAUACCUUUGAAGAAGAAGAAUCCGGUUCCAGCUUGUCUAAGAUUAUUGAGAGGGUAUUUAUCUGUUAUUAAUUCCACUAGAGGGGAAGAAAGAACAUUUUUUCGUAUAUGGGCAUUAAAGAAAAAGAGUAAGUGUACUAGUUCCGCAAUUGAAGAACCCGCAUUCGAUGAUUUGUGGUAUUGGAAUGAAGAGUUUAGUUUCUCAUGGGAGAACACUGGUACGAUGGACCGUGCGUAUCUUCCUUUUGCAGUUACAAACAGUAAUCAAGUUCUACUGUGGUGUGGCGGAUUUCUCUUUUACUAUGAUCCGCAGACUACAAAUUUAACCAAACUUUGGGGUGAGGGCAGGUUGUUUUUGAAUGAAGCAAUUCCGCACUUAAACAGCCUUGUUUCCAUUAAAGCAUUGGGAGAGAAGUCCAAGACGAGAAUUUAA
This is a messenger RNA of Papaver somniferum (opium poppy), 912 nucleotides long. Its product is annotated as F-box protein CPR1-like. The coding region runs from base 1 to 912 and encodes 303 amino acids. The record is from RefSeq and is a predicted model, not a curated record. The transcript has a single exon. NCBI's taxonomy places the organism in Eukaryota, Viridiplantae, Streptophyta, Magnoliopsida, Ranunculales, Papaveraceae.